Penicillium riverlandense is the source of this 1296-nucleotide messenger RNA. RefSeq lists its product as uncharacterized. Bases 1 to 1296 code for a protein of 431 amino acids. NCBI's taxonomy places the organism in Eukaryota, Fungi, Ascomycota, Eurotiomycetes, Eurotiales, Aspergillaceae. Gene Ontology annotation, molecular function: hydrolase activity, acting on ester bonds. The record is from RefSeq and is a predicted model, not a curated record. The transcript has a single exon. Gene Ontology annotation, biological process: phospholipid catabolic process.
AUGUUCUCCUUUACUAAGGUUGCCCUUUUGGCCCUUCCGUACCUGGCCUCCGCCCAGUACAUCAUCCCCGAUGACAAGGUCCCUUUUCAGGGUGGUAACGUGCUCAAGGCCAACGACCCUUCGCUGAAGAACUUUACAUUCACUUACAAGGUUCCGUUCGAGCCUGAGCAGUAUGGAGGUUACUACACCUGGGCCGUCAACAACAACACCGUCGCCGGCUCCAACUUCACCGGUCCUCAUAUGAAGCCCGGCUACAAUUACUUCCCCGAAGGUUCUCUCACCACCCACCCUUACUUCAUCAUCAACGAGGGUAACCCCAAGGCCAUCAACGAGACCAGCAUCUUCGGUAACCGCGAUGAUUCCCGUGUCCACGCCCGUGACUUCUGCGCCGACGGAGGCAUGCGCAAGGACGGCGAGGGCAAGGUCAAGAAGAUCCUUCACGUUAUCUUCGAGAACGAGGUCUACAACUGGACCAUGGCCUCCCCUUAUUGGCAAAUGCUCGCCACCAAGGGCAAAUCUCUGACCAACUUCCAUGCCAUUACACACCCCUCGUUGCCCAACUACGCUGCUAUUGUGGCUGGUGACUUCUUCGGCUUGGCCAAUGAAGACUUCUACAACAUCAACACCACCACCGUCUACGACCUGCUUGACGCCAAGAAAUUGUCCUACGCCUCCUAUAACGAGUGGUAUAACCCUAUUGAGACCCACCGUGGCCCCAACGACUGCAACAAUUACAUUACCAACGGCCCCUACGACAACACAAACCCCGAUUGGUCCUCCCAAAUCUACCGCCGUCUGGAUGUCCCCGCUCUGCUCUUCAGCAGUUACACCACUAACUACGAGCGUUGCGCCAAGCUCUACGAUGCUAACGUCACCUUUGCCGAGCACGUUAAGGUCCACACCUUGCCUGAGUACUCGUUCUACGUCCCUGACAUGCUCCACAACUCCCACGAUCCCGAGCCUAACAGCGUCUACAUCGACCAGCCCACCACUGGUGCCAUCUGGUUCAACUCGUGGCUCGACCUCUACCUGCCCGAGCUGGAGGCCCAAGGAACUCUGGUGGUUGCUACUUUUGACGAGGCCACCUGGCAGACUGAUGAUGACUCCAGCCCCAACAACGACAACCACAUCGUGACUAUGCUUUUCGGUGCAGGUGUCACCCCCAACACCGAGGAUAACACCUAUAUCACCACCUAUGGUCUUCUCCGUGGUGCCAUCCAGAACUUCGGUCUCGGCUCUCUCGGCCGUAACGACACCAACGCCACCAACGGCAAUCUGUACGAGCUGAUCUAUUAA